Molecule: messenger RNA, 866 nt
Organism: Prorocentrum cordatum
Lineage: Eukaryota; Dinophyceae; Prorocentrales; Prorocentraceae
Source: the annotation of a GenBank genome assembly
UUUGUUUUGCCCCACCGUCAGCGCAGUCCGAGGUCGGCAGGGCCGAGGUCGCGGCGACGCCUGCGACAGCCCCAUGGGCUAGCAGGCAGGCGGCAAACAAAGGCGCGCCUCGCGUGAAGGAGUCGAGGCAGAGAGGAGCGCCGGCGCCGAACGAGGCCGCUGGCGCCGCGGCGCUCGGCGCCUCGCUGGACGUCUGCGCGUCCGUGCCGGGCUUGGGCGGGGGGGGUCGGAGAGCGGUCGGUGGGCAUGAAGAGGAGGAGGGACGCGGAGAACGGGGAGAAGAGGGAGAGGCAGGGAGAUCCAAGACCUCCCUCGUCGCGGAGAGAAGCGCGGCAGACUGCGCUUCGUCGGCUUCGGCCCUCUGGGAGCCCGCUUCGGGCCUCGGGGCAAGUGAAGACGCGAUCGCGACGAUAAAACUGGCCCGGGGGCCGGGGACGUGACCCGUGGACCGAGGGGGCGAGGCAGUCUGCAGGACAAGUCCAGAGAGGAGAGGAGGCAGGAAUGGGUGUAAGCAUGUGCCGGCGCUGACGGUCGCGCGCCCAGUGGAUACACGUUGAACAGCAUAUACAACAAUCGUGGCGGCGCGGAGCGCCACGCCUGCCACGGGAAUUCCUGGAGGUCUGCCGUGCGACCACAUUCCAAGAGAGUGGUUCGGCUACACUCCAACCACCGCGCCCGCGAAGCGGCAACCGCACUGGUUCCCGCGAAGGGCCCCGACACGGAGGCGCGGUGGGAGCUGGACGUCUGGCAGGAGACCGCUGCGCCGCGCUCGAGGCUGGAGGCCUGGGAAUCAUACGGACCCGAGGCUCGGCCACCGCCCAUGCGGCGCCAUCCCAACAGAGCACAGGAAGCGAUCCUCCUUCUCC